AUGGCCUCCCAUCAAGAGCGCACACUGCCCUCUAAGCACAAUCCCCUCAUGACAGAGGAUGUCCCGGAUUACACGGAUUUGGUCGCGCGUAGACGUCUCGGACAAACCAAGCUGACACCUAAGAUGGCCGGCACUGGUGAAACUGAGCAGGCGGCUCUUGGUGUUUUCGAUUAUGCGCAUCUCCGAGCCCCCCUUCCCAAGGGCAUCGUUUCGGGCAUCUUCAAAUCGAGCCCUUCCAGCUACUUCUUGAUGCGACGCAGCUUUGACGGUUACGUCUCGGCGACAGGAAUGUUCAAGGCGAGCUUCCCUUACGCUGAAGCAUCCCACGAGGAGGCAGAGCGCAGGUACAUCAAGUCUCUUCCUACUACGAGCCCCGAGGAGACUGCCGGCAACAUCUGGAUCCCUCCGGAGCAGGCUCUCGUCCUCGCCGAGGAGUACAAGAUUGCUCCUUGGAUUCGCGCGCUUCUCGAUCCCGCCAAGAUCACCGUGACCACAACUCCAGACUCUUCUUCGCCCAAGAAGAGCAUUACCGCCCCUCCCAAGUUUGAUCUUGCUAAGGCGUCGCAUCCUGUGCUUGCACCUCCCACCCCCUCAACUAUUCCUCGAAGUACUCGAUCUCGUCGUUCUGCUAGUCCCACAAAGAGCACCAGGCGCGCCCCUGCCUCGCCUCGAAAGCGAAGCACCCGCGCCAAGGCCGAAACUGUGGAGACGAUCACCGAGAAGACUGAUCUCGUAAAUGGCGUGGCUGAGACCGAGGCGAAGGUCGAGGAGACCAAGCGUGAGGACAUUGUUCUGCAAUCGACCGAGUUUGAGCCAGCUAUCGUUCUGGAGCCCAGGGAAGAGGACCCCAAGGUCAAGGUGCACGUUGAGGAGGAUAUCGUCAAAGAUGAGGACGGUGUUGAGACUAAGCGCACGAUCACAGAAGUUGAGCUUCCUCUGCCCACAGCGGGUGAGCCUCCAACUGCCGAAGAGAUUGCCCAAAUGAUGGAAGCAGCUAAGGAGAUGGUCCAGAAGACCAAGGCUGACGAGGAACAAGACGAGGUCGAUGAGGCCCCAGGUUCAGCCAAGAAGAGCAAGCGAAAGGCUGCAGAUAUUUCUGUUGGCGACAAGGACAGCGAAGGGCUAGAAAAGAUACCAGAGCAUCCUAGGGCCAAGAAGGUGAAAACUGAGACGGAAUUAAGGAAAGAGAAGGUGAAGAACCGGGCGUUACUUGGCCUGGGUGCCACGGUUGCAGUUGGCGCGAUUGUUCCUUGGCUUAUGAACUUUAUCUAA
Fusarium musae is the source of this 1272-nucleotide messenger RNA. RefSeq lists its product as uncharacterized. Lineage: Eukaryota; Fungi; Ascomycota; Sordariomycetes; Hypocreales; Nectriaceae. The record is from RefSeq and is a predicted model, not a curated record. Gene Ontology annotation, cellular component: nuclear membrane complex Bqt3-Bqt4. Gene Ontology annotation, molecular function: DNA binding. Gene Ontology annotation, biological process: mitotic telomere tethering at nuclear periphery; meiotic attachment of telomere to nuclear envelope. The coding region runs from base 1 to 1272 and encodes 423 amino acids. The transcript has 3 exons.